This is a messenger RNA of Danaus chrysippus (African queen), 486 nucleotides long. The record is from the annotation of a GenBank genome assembly. NCBI's taxonomy places the organism in Eukaryota, Metazoa, Arthropoda, Insecta, Lepidoptera, Nymphalidae.
AUGAGGCGUGACCUUAUACCUGAGUAUAUAUACGAUCAACAAGUUGUUUUAUUCACAGUGGAACAUAAGAUUUUGACCAUCACAAUGAAACUGCUUCUCAUAAUCCUGGCUGUAGCGUACGUCAAUGCUGACGUUUCCCAUAUAUUAGCAAAGAGCAAUGAAGCUGACGCUAAGAUUUUGAAGCAGGAAUUGGAUGUUGGAGUAGAAGGACAAUAUUUAUGGUCGUAUGAGACGGAAAACGGCAUUGCCGCCAGAGAACAGGGCGCGUUGAAGAAUGUACCCGGGGCGGAUGUACCAGCUCAAGUGGCGCAAGGAGAAGCUAGUUGGACCGCUCCCAACGGAGAGAAAAUACAAUUCCAGUAUACGGCAGACGAGAAUGGAUACCAGGCACAGGGUCCGUACAUCCCCACUCCACCCCCCAUUCCCGUGGGAAUACUCCGUGGUUUGGAGUUCAUCAAGAACAACCCACCAGCCAAGGAAAACUAA